Molecule: messenger RNA, 3043 nt
Organism: Pseudoliparis swirei
Lineage: Eukaryota; Metazoa; Chordata; Actinopteri; Perciformes; Liparidae
Product: zinc finger and BTB domain-containing protein 12-like
Exons: 5
Coding region: 288-2018 (576 amino acids)
Biological process (GO): regulation of transcription by RNA polymerase II
Cellular component (GO): nucleus
Molecular function (GO): protein binding; RNA polymerase II cis-regulatory region sequence-specific DNA binding; DNA-binding transcription factor activity, RNA polymerase II-specific
Source: RefSeq, a predicted model, not a curated record
AGCUUCCCACAAAAACCGACUCAGAGUCAGUUUAGUGGUGAGAGGCGAGCGGCGUGUAUUUGUUGCCAAGAGAUGCGGUCCUCCAGAAAGAGAGGCCAAAAGUAAUCAGAAAUCGAGGCAGUAUCGUUAGCUUGUGGCAGUUUGGAUGAGGAACUACAGCCCAUGAUCAACGGCUGUCCUGCUCGAACACACCCAGAGCUGCUUCUUGUUUUCCUGUUUUUUUAAAGAAAGGCCAGAAGAUAUUCACGAAAAGGAAAAAGCAGAGUCCCCACUUCUCUUCAGACAAGAUGGAGAGGCUGUGUUUCCGGUUACCGGGCCACGGGGACACGACCCUUAAGCACCUGAAUACACUGAGGUCCCGCCAGCACUUCUGCGACAUCACCAUUGUGACCAGCGACAACCUGACAUUCAAAGGACAUAAGGUGGUGCUGGCUGCCUGCUCGCCCUUCUUGAGGGACCAGUUCCUCCUCAACCCGUCCCCAAAGCUUCAGGUGUCGAUGCUGUACAGCUCCACGGUGGUGUGUGAUCUGCUUCAGUCGUGUUACACUGGCGUCCUGCAGUUUAACCCAGAGGAGAUUGUCAACUACCUAACUGCUGCCAGCUACCUACAGAUGGAGCAUAUUGUGGAGCGCUGCCGAGGGGCACUGAAGAAGUACAUGCAUGUAAAAACCCCCAGUUCACCGAAGAUGACUUCAGAGGAGAGUCAGGCUCGACUGCUGAUUGGCAGCAUUCAUCCGGUGAGCUCUCCUCCCUCCAACCGGCCCUCCCCUGUGCACUCACACAGCCCUGUGGUGCGCUCAGCGGAGGACGACGACGACCUGUCUGCCCAGGACGGCAGUCAACACCAUAAUGGAAGUCCCAUGAUGGAUGAGCGAUGCAUUAAGUCUUCGUUUCUGUCGCAGGUAAAUGCAUCCAGCGAGGAGGAAGCAGCCAGACAGGACAACUGUGAUGUGUACCGAGUGUACGUCAAUGAAGAAGAGUGGAUCAAUAGGGCCGCGGAGAUGGAGAGAGGAGAUCCGUCUUAUGAAUUUCCGGAUUACCCGGAGACAGACGGUGUCGUGAUGGGAGGAGAAGGGAGUGAUUACGACUUCAAUCCAAAAGAAGAGGACCUCAGUAUGGGGGGACUUUCAGUGGAGGGGCUUUCCGCAUUCAGGCGCAGGCUACCCAACCCUAAAAUUGUCCGCGGCAGAGGGAGAGGGAGGGGCAGGGGGCGGGGCUUUAAGAGGAAGCAGUUGGUGUCAUCACAGGAAAAAAGACCCCCGGGCAUGGCUAACCACCAGGAUUUGUGGUACCUGGCGACUUCAGGGAUGGGUGCGGGUUUAGGCUUGGACUACAGCCAAGAGGGGCUCAAGACGGAAAACUACAUCUCGGUCGAACCCCCCAAGUUGGAGUUCGGCAUGGACGACCCGCACGGAGUAAAGGUCACUUCCAUGGACGGCGACGGUUUAAGCCACUCCGCCCUGGAAGAAUCCGGUUGCGACGCCGGCGAGGGGAGCUCGGGUCUGACGACGGUUGGAACAAACGAGGGGGGGGACGAGUCCGUCCCCGUGGUGGGGUCCACUUCAAGUGUGACUGGGCCUGUAAUCUGCGAGCACUGCGGCAUGACGUUCCCCUCCGUCCACUCUCUCGCGGUCCACUCACGCUCCACUCACCUGCUGUACACCUGUCCCUGCUGCGGCAAACACUUCCACCACUCUGCCAACCUCAACCGGCACAUGGCCGUGCACCGGGGCACCGGCAAAACCCACCAGUGCCCCCUGUGCUACAAGACGUUCACCCAGAAAUCCACCCUGAUAGACCACAUGAACCUCCACAGCGGCGAGCGACCGCACCGCUGCGCAUACUGCCACGCCCGCUUCGCCCACAGGCCCGCCUUGCGGCGCCACCUGAAGGAACAACACGGCAAAACCACGGGGCAGAACUCGCUGCACGAGCAGGAGGAGAGGGAGAGAGAGGAGGCGAGUAGGAGAAUAAGGGAGGAAGAGCAGGAAUGCCUGGUUACUGAACAGGAGUCAUAGCCACGUGUCUAAAAGCUCCUCAGACCCUGCAGCGCCCUGCAUCCAGUGGGGAGGUCAGUCCGUGGAUCUUAAAGGGACAGUGUAGGAUUUAGUGGCAUCUACUGGUGUGGUUGCAGAUUGCAACCAACUGAGGACCCCUCCGCUCACACCGGCCUUUCCACGACCGCGGUAACGUGAGGCGCAGAGUGCAAGACCGCGGUCAGACGCCAUCCAUAGCAUAACAACUACUUUAGGAGCAAAGCCAGUCAGGUGGCGGCCGGUAGCGCGGUUUGGCAUUCUUGAGGCUCACGUUACUUGCAGUUCCACAAGCAGGUCGGAGAACUACGGUGGCCUUCAGGUAACAAAAGACAAACACACGAAGGCUCUCGCUGGAGGUUUGACUCUGUGCUGCUGCAGAAACGUGGCGAAGCAACACCGAACCCUAUUUAGAAAUGAAGGACUCAUUCUAGGAUGACAAAAAGACUGAUUAUGUCUCGGGGUGUUAUACACUGAUAAACAGUAUUGAGUAGUCCAUUUCUGCCAAAAAAUCCCCCAAAAUACUCCACACUGUACAUUUUUAAGCGUGUGGUGGAAACUGAGGCCUUUAUAAUUACAGACUGUGAAAAUACGUCCUUUCAUAUGAAAAUGUUUCCAAUUUGCAUAGAAAUACAUUCUGAUGGAUGUGUGUGAACAUGGCUGAGUCCUCCACCCUCUCUCACGGAGGCAAAGGGCCUUUUUUGAGGCCAGACAUUUUGACUCGCCAUUACGAGUAUUUCUAGUGACACUAACAAUGGCUGUUGUAUUAAAGCCAGCGAACGCGACACCAGGACCUGGAAACUGAAGCGGCUGCUGUGGAACUGUGCUUUACAUACUGUGAGACGUCAAAAUGGCCUCAGUGAUAAAAGUCCUGUCGAUUUCCAUGAACUGUUUCAUCAGUUUGACUCGGAACUGUAGCGUUAAACUUUUAACAUGUAAUACACGUUCAAUGCGAUGACUGGCCACAGUUCAAAGAAAAGAUGGAAAAAAAAUAAAAGAAUGGGAACGUC